Electrophorus electricus (electric eel) is the source of this 2999-nucleotide messenger RNA. Lineage: Eukaryota; Metazoa; Chordata; Actinopteri; Gymnotiformes; Gymnotidae. The record is from RefSeq and is a predicted model, not a curated record.
CACACACGGCUGCGCGAAGCUCAGCGUUGCAAACAGCGAUAUCACGGAAACCUGUACCGUACUGUUGCCCGUGGACCCACUUAUCUGAUUCUUAAUGCUCCAAUCGUCGCGGAACAUUUUUUUGGGGCCCGUGUUCCCGCCUCCCCUGCGCUCUGAAAUAGAUGGUGCAAGUGAAAAUGUCCAAACCGUCCGCGGACCUGCUGUCUGGCGUUGAGAGCGGCUCCCAGUCGCAUUAUUUCCAGUUGCCAAGAAAGCUGCCGAAACGCAAGAGCCGCUUUAAACGUUCGGACGGCAGCAUUUCCUCUGACACCACCUCCAGCUUCAUUAAGAGACAGGGUUCGGCCGAUUCGUACACGAGCAGACCCUCGGAUUCCGACCUGUCAGCGGAGGAGGACCGCGAGGCGUAUCGGCGUGAGGCCGAGCGCCAGGCCCAGCUCCAGCUCGAGAGAGCCAAGUCCAAACCCGUGGCUUUCGCGGUGAAGACAAAUGUAAACUACUGCGGCGCUCUCGAUGAGGAUUGCCCUGUUCAGGGUGCCGCCAUAAACUUUGAAGCCAAAGAUUUUCUGCACAUUAAAGAGAAGUACAACAAUGACUGGUGGAUCGGGAGGCUGGUGAAGGAGGGAGCUGACAUCAGCUAUCCAAGCCCCCUCCGUCUGGAGGCCAUGAGGCUCAAGCAGGAGCAGAAACAGCGGAAAAGUGGAGGUAAUUCCUCCUCCAGCCUGGGUGACAUGGUGUCAGGAGGCUGGAGAUCCACACCGCCAUCUGCAGCCAAACAGAAGCAAAAGCAGACUGAACAUAUUCCUCCAUAUGACGUGGUUCCCUCCAUGAGGCCAGUGGUGUUAGUUGGGCCGUCACUGAAGGGCUAUGAGGUUACAGAUAUGAUGCAGAAAGCUCUGUUUGAUUUCCUCAAGCACCGCUUUGAAGGACGGAUUUCUAUAACACGAGUCACUGCUGAUCUGUCAUUGGCCAAAAGAUCAGUUCUGAAUAAGAGACCCAUCAUGGAAAGGUCCAACACACGCUCCAGUUUGGCGGAGGUGCAGAGUGAGAUCGAGAGGAUAUUUGAGCUGGCCAAAACUCUCCAGCUAGUGGUUCUGGAUGCAGACACUAUCAACCACCCAGCCCAACUGGCCAAAACCUCACUGGCACCCAUCAUUGUGUAUGUCAAGGUCUCCUCACCGAAGGUACUACAGAGGCUAAUAAAGUCAAGGGGGAAAUCUCAGAGCAAACACCUAAAUGUACAGAUGAUGGCAGCAGACAAACUGGCUCAGUGCCCACCUGAGAUGUUCGAUGUCAUCCUGGAUGAGAACCAGUUAGAGGAUGCCUGUGAACAUCUAGGUGAAUACCUAGAGGUCUACUGGCGCGCCACUCACCUGCCAGGCACCGCCUCCCUCAACCCACUACUGGAGCAGAACCUGAUGACUCCACCUUCAGCCGUCUCCAGCCUACAGAACCAGAACCAGAACCAGAACCAGAACCAGCUGUUGUCGGCAGGGGGUGCCGGGGGGGUAGAGGAGGAGGAACAGGGCGAACGGGACAGCCUCAUGCCCUCCGACGAAGUCAGUGACUCGCGCUCCCUCCGCGGCGGCGGCUCGUGCUCCCUGCAUCCCGCAGAGGACGAAGGGGAGGGGGAUGAGGAGGAGGAGGAGGAGGAGGAGGAGGAAGAGGAGGAGGAGUACGAACCCCCCCACCACUCGCACUCGUACCGGGACAUGUACCCGCCUGGCCGCAGUCACCCUGGCGCCGUCCACAACGCCAACGGGCACGAGUCACAGGACCGGCUGCUGCAGCAGAGCGACUCGCGGGGCGUCCGCGGUCACCGCGGCGACCGGCCACGCCCCCGAGCCUGGCCGCGGGAUAACUACUGACCGGCAGGCGGGGCGGGGAAGAAAAGAGAGUGGCAGGCAAAGCAGGGAAGAACAGAACGGGAAGUUUGAGUGCGUGGGGAGGAAGUCGGCGCCUCUGCGUUGAUCCUUGGCGUGACAUCAAAGCUGCAUGCUGUCCAAAGGUCGGGGGAAUGUUUGUGUUGAUGAGAAGCAUUGCGUGCUGCUGUUCUAGUGUCGAGGAGGUCCAUUAAGACAGAACUCAGGCAGAACUCCUCCUUAUGGCUCCGAUUCGUGUCCAUCUGCAAACCAGGAAUCUUGAGUGUCAUCGGCUAAGUCCAAUACCGCUUAGCAUAACUGACUAAAAAAAAACAAAAAACAUUUUUCCCACACCUACUGAAGAUCAUAGAGCCAGGCAACAGGAAAAGCACUUUUUAGUAUGGGAUAUAACAUAGUGAAUUAUUGUAGCAUUUGGUUGGAGUUUAAAUGUUGAAGUUUUCGGCUAAGGUGGUUUUAGAUGGUUUCAAAUGCCACCCAGCCAACUUUAAUGCAAAACAGGGAAAAGCCACAUGUACAUGAAUAGUCUAUUUUUGGUCAUGUUUUGCCCCCACCCCUUACACGCCACUAAAAAGACACUUGGAUGUUUGUGUACCGUGUUUAUAUAUCCUUGGCGGAAAACACUUAAGGAAAGGCACAGAACAGGGUAUUGCUGUCUGAUUGAUACGACUACAGGCAUGGACGCUGCUGUUUACAUGUAACCCUUCUACAGUUCAGUCUUCCCACGUUUUUUGUGUUUUCUUUCUCUCCUGUAGCCCCACUCUCGUAAAGAGCUUCGCGACGACUUCGUUUGCAACGCUAAUAGCGCCACGAUUGGAAGAAAGCAGAGUAUCUAGGUCAGGAUUCAUGUACAGAAAGCCAGACUUAGACACGUUGUUGCUUAGGGGCCGCCCAUCGUCCUCGCACCCACCCUUUAAAGCAGGCAGUGUAGCGUUCCAUGCCAUUUUAACGGGAAGAGGGAAGUCUCGGAAGCAAAGCAGAAAAGGCCAUGUGAAAUGUUCCACUGGUGUACUGGGCCAAUGGAAACGUAAUCGGAGCACUGACUUGCUUGUUCCUACCGGAGAGGGUCUUUGGGAAAGUCUUCAACGAGACGGCAGUCUUUCGGCUUCCCGUUGCACCCCC